AGAAAGCUAGCAAUUAAUUAUCAAUAAGUCCAAUAAUUAGUAGGAAUAUUUUUGAUGUCUAUCGUAUAAAUGAUUUAAAAAUAAAACACAUUCUCAGUGAGACCUAAAAAUAUUACGAUAAUUAUAGCUGAGGAAGUCGAAAUACAAAAGAAAAUUCUCUUCGCUCCUCAACCACGUUGAUACAUAUUUGUUUCAUUUUGUAAACAAACAAAACAGAAAAUUAAAGAAAAAAACCAAUUUGACAACCGGACGCUCCCGAACUAUUAAUCUACUAAAUUUAACUCAAGUCCCCGAGACGCGAUCUGGCGCACAACGCUCACUUUUAGCAUCGCACACACAAAACUCUUAAAAUACACACAUUAGUUCAUAAUUUUAACCUCACCAGUGAAACACCUCCAUGCUUUUCAACAAAAAUGAUCCCAUAAGAUCCGGGAUGGCAUUUUCUGUUUUCCAAGGAACAUGACCAUCACAAAUAAUGAGCUUCAAACAAAGACUCCCCCCAGAAAACACUGAUCAAAAUGUUGGCUGUGAUCCAAUCUCGAAUACUUCCAAACGGAAUAGUGGUCUAUUUGCUUUCUUAAAAUGGUUCAAGCCUUCCACGUCUCGGGAAUCUAUAGAUACGGAUCUACAAAUAUCUCACUCAAGUAGCUGUGAUAGUUUAACCUCUUCUCAUAGUGUCGGUACGGUUGCUUCUUUCUCUUAUAUCGCCCCCGGUGAUUACAAGCAUAGUGUGUCGGAAAAGUGCAUAACCCCCGGACCGGAAACGGACACUUACAAAGCAAGACUGAAACAACGCGACAAAAUACGCGAACGCGACAAAGACAAGAAUCUCACGCUAAGAAAGAAGUAUAACUUGUUUUUCAACAGAGACUCGUUACUUAAAUCCAAAAAUAAGAAAGAAGAAAUCGAAAACUCCAAAAGUUUGCCUCUUAUGACGAGAGGUGUUAUGGAAGAAACCCAAGAAGAGAUCAACAAGGUAGUGCAUCGUAGAACCAAUAGUGAAUCCUCAAAAAUCCGAAAAGCUGGUGCGUAUGUUCAUGUUAAAGGUAAGCGAAAAGCCCCACAGCCCCCUGGAAACAAGCUACUAACUCCUCCAGACGAAACUUCAACUGCUAGUUUACGAAGAAAAAAGCGCUUAGCUCCCCAACCGCCGACCAUAGAAGAAAAAAUGAUGAAAACUGGUAAAGAAAAGACUGAUGCUCCUGUAUACGAAGACGUAGGAAUCAUUUGUAACGAUUCAUUGAAACUAGAUCACGGCAUCUUGCGACCUGUUAAAGAAUUAAAUAUGCCAAAUACUACGACGAAUCAGAAUAACACAACGCUCGCUCCUUCGUCAGCAAGAACAAGCAUAAUUGAAGCUCCUGUAUCACCAAGAGCGUGGUACAAAAGAAAUUUAGCCGAGAAGAUAAAAAAGGAUAAAACAGACAGUAGAUACGAACCCAUCGAAAUACUUCCAGAAGUUCAAUUCUCUAGAAAUUCUUCCCUGGAUUUAACUUUAGAGGAUGCAAAAUUAGAUCGAAAAAAAGAAGACAAAAGGAAAUCAGGCAUGACGUUUCUUACAAAUAUAAGCGAGCUAGACAGAGAAGCAUACGAAAUAGUAAAAAACAAAGAAUACGAGGCUAUAUCAAAGUCAAAUAUUUCAGAAAUGCCAGAAUUCAUGCGACCUAAAAAUACCAAAGUGGAACCAGAAGAGUGGAUUGUAUCUCCCAAAAGACGAUCCGCAAGAGACUUAAUAGCUAAAUUUAACGCUAUAACAAACGUACGAAAAGGAGUUUUUGGAUCACAAAAGGACAAACUGUUAGAUAAACAGACGAGCCUGGAUGAAACUAAAAGAAGACAGGAAUUUCUGUUGGAAAGUCACAAAAAACGUCUGGAAGAGAUAGAUAAGAAAAACUCACCCUUAAUGAAGUCUGAAAGUGCUAGUGCUAUUAAACCAAAGAAGGAGACUCCAAAGCUAGAGAGGAAAAGUUGGCAUUGUCCAAAAUGUAACGUUGAAAAUGAAUAUUGGAGGAUUAUAUGUCACGUAUGCUCCAACAUUAAACCAUAUUUUGAUGAUUUUUCCUCAUCAUCGAAAACUGAAAGUAAUGUACAAGAAAAAACAGUUGUUAAAGAAACUAGUCCACCAAAAAAGACUGAAAUGAAUUUUGAACGAUCUAAAACGCAGAUAGGAUUUUCUGCUUUAGUUAAUUACAAUAACAAACUCAAAGUAGGAAAUGCGUCCAGCUCGAGCGAUGAAAAAGUAGAAGACACAAAGAAAGAAGAAAAAGAAAAACUGAAGAAAAUGUUAAUAGAAAUGAAAAAUUCUUUGCCUAAACGAAAAAUAGCACAAAGGAAAAAUAACGUUGCAAGUAUUAUCGUCGAAAAUGCAGAUGCAAAAGAAGAAACAAAUGCUACUGAGAAAACAGAGAAUAAACUUGAAGUUAUUGACACAUCAGAAAAUAUAGACGAUAAAAAUACUGAAGAAAAAACUCAGGAGGAGAAAGUGGCUGAUAUUCUUAUUGGUACAACUACAACAGUUUAUGAAAAUAUUAAGGUUAAGAAAACAGAUAAUCCUAAACCUUUGAAAGUGUCCAGCUCUGCUCAAACUACAGCAGCUAUAAAACAGCACCUACCAGCUUCAACCAUAAGCAAUUUGCUAGAAGACCAAAGAAUGAAGAAGGACUUUAAAUUGAUGCAAUCUAAAGACUUCGAAAACAUAUAUUCCCAAUCUAGUCAGUCGGCUGCCAAGAUGUACGCUAACUUGGUGAGGAACGAUGAGUUAUCAUUGUUUUUUAAUAUACCAAAAACGGUAAAAAAGGAUGAAAAGACUUCGAGAAACUUAAGUCGAACGGACAGUCUGCAAAUCAAUCGGUUGUUGAAAAAACUUGAAGUGUCCAUUUCGAAGGGAGAGUUGAGUGAUGCUUCGAAUAUUGCGCGGGAACUGGCUGUACUCAAAGUGAAUUGUUCUGUUGUGAGACAUAAGACUUUAGCUUCGGCGAGGGAACGGACGAAAAAAAUUCAAAUAGAAAUGUACGUCGAAGACAAAGUUUCACAUAGAGGCCCAUUUCCCGUAGAUGUAAGUCCGGAUCAGACAUUGGCCCAACUGAAAAUUCAAGUGGAACGAGAGUUUGAGAUACCGAUGGCAUUCCAGAGGUGGAUACUAGGCAAGGAAUUAGUGACUGACGACAACGCUCGACUGAAAGACUAUGGCAUUGUUAAAGAAGGCUGUCCUGUAUUUUUAUAUUUAGUAGCACCAGAAAAAACUGCUGAGCCAGAGAAGAAGCCUUUAGUCGAUUUAAAAGACGUACCAUCCACAUCAAAAGAAACGAACUUUGUGAAGCCCGUAGAACCUAAAGUAAAUGGUAUAUCAUCGUCUAACCUAUUUGACAGAAAUAAAAGUAAUAUUCCAAAACUGGAUUUAGCCACCAAUGCUGUUAAUGCUUCCAAAAUAGAUCAAAAUGGUUUAACCGACUUGGAUCAUACACCAAAAAUAGUAAACGUAAUACCAAAAGUAACAGAAAUAAUAACGAAAAUCCCUAAUGUGUCUGGUUUAACUAAAAAAGAGAUUUCAGACAAAUCAAAAAUAUUAAAAAAAGAAACUUCCCCGCCAAAAGCAGAAGUGAAGCUAUCACAAAAACCACCAAUACCAACAGAUGUCCUAAAAGUCGAAAUAAAGAGCUCACAAAUACCAGUAACAGUUAUAGAAACUGUAAAAGUGGAGGUAAAGACAAGAGAAACACCCGCAACUACUAAAAUUGUUAGUUCCGUGUAUAAACCAGCGGCUUCUUCGGAAGAUAAGCGAAUCGACAUUAGUAUCGCUGCAAACUCUCAAGGAUCAAAUGUUUUACCAAAACCAAAAACACCUCCAGCGAAUUUGGAUCCUAAUUUAGAAGUAAAACCAAUAGUGCAGCACGUUUUUCCAACAAUUCAGAAUUCCUAUCAACCCCAACUUAAUUUAGAUGACUUAAAAAAAUCUAUUCAACCGACGAUACAUAAGAUAGAUUUACCAACAACUUCUUCUUCUUCAGUAUCUGGAGCUGAAAAAAAAAUCAAACUUUCACCUGAGUCCACACCAGGAACUUCUAGUACUCCUCCUAAAGCAAAAGACGAAGGAACCAGAACACCAGGGACUUCCAGUACUCCUCCUAAAGCAAAAGAAGAGGAAGAUUUUUCAGAUUACGAAUCAAAAACAUUGAAGCCUGUUAAAGAAUGGGAAUGCCAUUUAUGUACAUUAUUAAAUCCCUUAACAAGUAACAUUUGCGCUGUAUGUUCGACUAUCAGACUGCGUACAAAAACGGAACCAGCAGAAGAAAAAGUUAAGAAGCAAGAAGACAAGAGGGUUGAAAUAAAGCCAAUUACAUUGGAAGUGGAGAAAACGGAGCAAGUUACAGAAGACAAUCAACCCCAAACGUAUAUGCAGUUACUGAAUUUAGACAAUAGGGACUUAAUAGAAAAUUCUGAAACAUUUACUUGCUUAGUUUGUUUCAUCGACAUAGCCCCAAAAGAAGGAGUGACGUUAAGAGAGUGCUUACACCAGUUUUGCAGGCCAUGUUUGUCUCAAACAGUUGAGUUUUCCGAUGAAGCUGAAGUUAAAUGUCCAUACAGGGAUGAUAACUACGCUUGCAAUCUGAGUCUGCAAGACAGAGAAAUCAAAGCGUUAGUUAGUGUAGCUGUGUAUGAUCAACAUCUGGCAAAGUCGGUAGCUCAAGCAGAAAACCGGAUUGAUAACUCCUUUCACUGUAAGACUCCCGACUGUAAGGGAUGGUGUGUUUAUGAGGAUAAUGUUAACGAAUUUAAAUGUCCAGUCUGCAAGAGAACUAACUGUUUAACCUGCCAGGCAAUCCAUAUGGGAAUCAACUGCCGCCAAUUCCAAGAGAGGAUAAAAGACGACGCUAAUCUAGACGAGGAUGGCAAGAAGACCAAAGCUAUGUUGGAAGAAAUGGUACAAAAGGGAGAAGCGAUAGAGUGUCCUACAUGUAGAGUGAUUUUAAUGAAAAAGUGGGGGUGCGACUGGUUGAGAUGCUCCAUGUGUAAAACUGAAAUUUGUUGGGUAACGAGAGGGCCCCGGUGGGGGCCAAUGGGUAAAGGUGAUACCUCUGGAGGUUGUCAAUGUGGCGUGAACGGAGUCAAGUGCCAUCCUAAAUGCAAUUACUGCCAUUAGUAUAAUUUAUAUUGUUUGAUUUUAAGCUGUUUAAAUUACAUAAUUUUUGCAUAGGAAAGUCUUGUAGAAAAAAUUGCAAUAUCGAAAUUGAUAUUUUUUGGCGUUUAUACAUUUUUUAUUAAGAGAGAUAUUUUAAAUACCGAAUUUUAAAGAAUUUCUGCAAAAAAAUAAUUUCUUUAACGCGUUUUUCGCAUACUUUUUUAAUACAUAUUUAAUCGCUGCUUGUAAAAAUUUUCGAAUUUUGAAAAAUGGCUUGGAUUACCAAGGAGCUUGGCAACCCCUAGCUAUUAUAUCUUUUUAGUCUAAUCUGUACAAUAUUUGAAAAAUAUACACAAUUGAGUAUUUUUGUAUAAAAAUUUCUAUAAAUUUGCGAAAUUGUAGAAAAAGUAAGAACCAACUGAUAAGCAUUGUAAUUUUAUUUAAUAUCAAAAAUUGUGUAAUUUUAAAUGGUAUAAUUUAGUAAAAUAUAUUAUUUCAAUACGACUUACAUUAUUAUAUAUUUUACAUUUUACGUUUUGACUCAAAUCUUGUUUUUGCAUCUGCUUUCAAUAUACAGUGAGAAAAUAAAAUUCCAUAGAUAAAUAAUAUAGUAUUACCGGAUAAAAUUCCCACUCCCCUGUCAACUCGUUUAUAUGCUUCUUUUCAUGAGCAUUUUUCAGUGCGUCACAAAUGAUAGAAAAAAAGGUAAGUCCGUGAUAAUAUACAUUUGAAACAUUUAUUCUAACAUGACAUUUUAGUUAAAUCUGACAGUUGUCAAAUUUUAUUUGCAGUUUGGCAUAAAAACAAAUCAAUUUUGUCUAUUGCAUUUAUAAAAUGGUAUUUUCUUUGAUUUGUAUAGUCUUAUAAAUUGUACAGAUUAUAUUCGCAGAUAUAUUAUAUAAUCAGUAAAUAAUUUUUUUCGAUUAUAGCGCCAUCUAUUGAAAACUAGAAUAAAUGUUAUAAAUGUUACCGACGAAAUGUAAUCACCGACGUGCGUUUUUUUCUGUCACAUACAAUUUAAUGCGUUAGAAAGAAGUCGAAAACCUGUGACGCACUGAAAGAUCCUCAUGAGAAAAAGCAUAUUAAUAAUAAAACAAAAUCUCUCGGACACUUCGAUUUUUAAACUUUUUCUAAUACCUGACGCUAUCAAAAAUUCGGUAUUACGAUGAACCAUCUUCAGGUGACUACUUCUAGCAUUCAUAGAUGUCGUAAAGCAAGAUAAACGGAGGAGAGUAACAUGAAAAGAGGAAUAUGAAAAUAUGUACCAGCAAAGUUAAUAAGACUGACUAGAAUGACUCAUCAGCCAAAGUUAAAACAACUGAAGGAGAUACAAACGAUAUAAAUAUAGAAUGUAGCGUAAGACAAGGAGACAGUCUCUCAACGGUACUAUUUAAUAUCAUAUUAGAAGUAUUCAGGGGUAUAUAGCUGAAAAAGACAAUUAUUCAAAGUUCAACAUAUCAUAGGAUACGCGGACGAUCUAGCAAUGGUAGACAAAGAAAAGGUAGCGUGACAAACAAAAGCUAGAAGAAACAAUCAUAACGUCGAUAAGAAAAUCAAAGAACAGAGGACUAAUAAUCAACCAGAAUAACACAAAAUAUAUAAUAAUCACAAGUGACUAUGUAAACAGACUAACAGAAAUAAAAAUCGGUGAAAAUAAAUUCCAUAGGGUCGAUGCACAAAUUUAUUUUCCAUUUUUUAGCUAUAAGGUCAUUAUGCCCUAAUAAUCCUGUAGAUUAUAAUGAAGACUUUUCUUUGGAAAAUUGAUUAUAUCAGAAAAUUAAUAAUCAAAUUGUAACCAAAAACUGCUUACCAUUGAUUAUAGUAUUGGAGGGCCUUCAAUACCUUAAUCAAUGCUUAUACUAAUGUCUGUUUUUAAACCAAGAGGAAUAAUUCAAAUUUACCGCGCCGUAAUGCUUGUUUGUAAUUGGUCCAACUUCAGACAAUUUUACUCCACCGUUAUGAAUUGUUAACACUAAUAACAUUUAUGAAAUUUUGACACUACUGGCAUUUCAUAGGUUAAGUUAUAUCGGCGAUUUUUUGUGUUUUCUGUGUUAUUUCUAUAAUUGUUAGAUUUUUAGUCUACUUUUAUAUAAAAAAAAAAAUAGUUGGUUUUAGAACUCUUUAGCGACGUAUUAGUGUAAUAUAAUAUAUUAUAUGGAUUACCGUCGAAGACCGAUAUGAUCAACUAAAAAAGACGAUAUAUUUGUUGAUUUUUCUAGUGACUUUCUUGGGUGUGAAUCUGUCUUUUAGUUUACUCCUCCUGGUUUAAAAACAAACAGGUAUGUCUUAACAAACAGGAUAUACAGGUAUGACUUUUCAUGGCCGUGGAUAUCAAUGGCUCCUGAGAGUAGUAUCCCGAUUAAGGCCUGGCGCAAAUUGAACCAGGUGACCAAUGCAUUUAUUUUUCUAGCGUGCCGCAUAUUGAACACAAGCCAACCCAACCGUUGGCCAUCGACAUGGCGAAUAGAGACGGGCAAAAUCAGUGCGGACAUGUAACGGUUACUUUUGAUACCGGUUCUAAGUGGUACUGAGUACAAAUACUGAUCACAAAAUACUGAUGUAUCUGAUCCUUGUACUGAAUUGAGUAGGUAACUUAAAAUCGGUAUUUCCGUACUUGUAACUAGUAACGUUUUAAAAAUAUCUUACACGUUCCUAGUAGUCGUAGCGGUAUGCCUUUCGAAAACAUCAAAUUUGAUCAUAAGCGGGUGCAUAAAAAGAUAUCUUACACUGAGUAUUUUAUUUCUGCACAUAAUACCUACAUAUUUAAAAUAAUCUCUCCCCUACUGCUCGGUCAUAACUCAUAUUCCUCAAUUUACUGCUCGGAUCACAAUCAUUUACAAUUACUGCAAUAUCGCAAUAAUUUACAAUUACUGGAGGUCAUAAUUCAUAAUCCCUCCGCUACUGAUCUGUCAUAAAAAAUAACACUAUCUGCAUAUUUCGUUUUUAAUUUUUAAGCAUAAACAAAAAUGAUGUAAUAAACAAAAAUAGGUAGUAGGUAAUACGAUAUUUUUAUCGAUCACGCUUUUAUAACAUGAAUCAUUUUUCACCUUAUUUUUCUAAUAAUUGAUUUUAUAAAGGCAUAACUUUGAUUAUUAAUUUCGUAUCGCCGCUUAUUUAGUCUACCAAAAGUUAUCAGAAUUUAAUGACAAAGACAACGUAGUUUUCACUCGGGGUGUUGACUAUGCUAAUACUUUUAUUUAUCAUAAUAAAUUGUACUUAAGGUACCAUCCGUAUUCAUUUCAGAUACUUCCAUCUCGCAAACAAAAACACGUAAAAUAAACAUCUGGCGGUGAGUCACGAGUCCCACGGCCCAAGAAAACUGUACGCCGAUGACAAACGUUCCCAAGCGAGACCUGCGAACGCAUGAACUGAUAGUAGGAUGCGCAAUACUGUCUACGCAGUUCGCCGACGCAGGUUGUGUCUCGCUUAGGUUCAAUUUGCGCCGGGCCUAAAGCGUGGCACGCACUGUGUUAAAGUGUACAUUUUAUGAUUUUGAAGAUUCCAGAUCAAUCAAAAGUCAAAUAAAACAUUCAGAAAAUCUUAUGCUCAACUUUCCCCAGUUUGAGAUUAUUUUUUACAUGAAACAUAUAUAAAAUAUAACUAUGAACUCUCUCUUUAUCUUUUUUCAAUGUAUUUCCUGAGUUCUUUAUUAUUAUACCUUGCUGAUCAGAAAUGUGGGAAAGUGACCUUAAAAUGGGGGAGAACCUUCUCCAAUUUUAAAUGCUUUUUAUAUAUUUUUGAUAUAUUGAAUGCCAAAUGCAAAAAUAUGUCGAGUUCUGAACGCCACUUUUUUGUUAUCUCUAUGUUAAAAUUUAUUUAAAUUUUUUGUAAAGAUUUGAACUUUUUAAAUGGAAACGUUAUUGGUCUUUUGUUUAAAUGGAGAUGUAGACACUUAUAUGAUAUUACAUAUUGUGAUUAUUUACUAGUGAAUAAUUUAGUAUCUACAUUUAAGUUUCUCACUCACACAUCAAGUGUUCACAAAAUACAAUGAGUUAGUAUGUAAUUAAAUAAAAUGUUUUCAUUAA
This is a messenger RNA of Diabrotica virgifera virgifera (western corn rootworm), 9144 nucleotides long. RefSeq lists its product as uncharacterized. Gene Ontology annotation, cellular component: LUBAC complex. The record is from RefSeq and is a predicted model, not a curated record. Gene Ontology annotation, molecular function: ubiquitin-protein transferase activity; ubiquitin binding; metal ion binding. NCBI's taxonomy places the organism in Eukaryota, Metazoa, Arthropoda, Insecta, Coleoptera, Chrysomelidae. The transcript has 5 exons. Gene Ontology annotation, biological process: protein linear polyubiquitination; proteasome-mediated ubiquitin-dependent protein catabolic process. The coding region runs from base 476 to 5140 and encodes 1554 amino acids.